AAAACAUUUAAAAAUGAUGUAACUUAUGUGUAAGCAAUUAAGCAGGUUAGUCCUAUUAUGAUUGUUCAGAAAGAUAACAGGAUAAGGAAUCCGGCUUCAUUUCUAAUCUCCAACCUUAGGUUGUAGCAAAAAAGUUUUUUGCAUCAACAGCAGAUAAUUGUGCGCUUAUACAGAUGUAGUGCGUAUACAGACAACCGGAACAGAAUUUCGUAGCAACCAGAUGAUCAAAUUAAGAUAAGACAAUUAGUUGCUGACCAUGAGAUUUGGUAUUUUAGAAGACAUUGACAGAUACUAAAAGACAAAAGAAGACAAAGAACAUGGAAAGAGAGGUAGGGAACCGGGAGCAGUGGAGCAGUAAAACAGAGUUCCUACUCACAGUCUGUGGUAAUGUAGUCGGCCUGGGAAAUGUAUGGAGGUUCCCCUAUCUCUGCUAUAAGAACGGUGGUGGUGCCUUCCUAGUUCCCUACCUGCUGUAUGUUGUGCUAUGUGGUCUUCCUCUAUUCCUCCUGGAAACAUCAAUUGGUCAGUACACCCAACAAGGCAUUGUAACCUCUUGGAGGAGCUUAUGUCCGCUUGCUGAAGGUGUGGGCAGGGCAGAGCUACUCAUCCUGAUUUAUGACUCUAUUAUUUACCUUGUGAUCCUGGCCUGGACUCUCUUCUACCUGGUGUUCUCUUUCAGUUCUCAGCUACCCUGGGCCAGCUGUGACAACUCUUGGAACACAGAUCAAUGUGUGGAUUUCACUUCACCAAACCAAACAGCCAACUGGACAACAAUAAUCAACACUACUUCUGCUGCUGUUGAGUUCUGGGAGCUUCGUGUGUUGGCAAUCUCUGGAGGCAUUGAUGAGGUGGGCAGUGUAAGAUGGGAGCUGAUGCUCUGUCUACUUGCUUGUUGGGCAGUCUGCUAUUUCUGUAUCUGGAAAGGAAUAAGGUACUCAGGAAAGGUAGUGUAUUUCACCGCCACUUUUCCCUAUCUGAUGCUCUUGGUUUUGUUGGUGAGAGGGUUAACUUUACCUGGAGCUUGGGAGGGAGUUCAGUAUUACCUGUAUCCAGACCCUAUCCGCCUUGCUGACCCCCAGGUCUGGAUGGAAGCAGGAACUCAAGUGUUUUUUUCCUAUUGUGUUGGACGGGGCAGUCAAACGGUUCUGGGAAGCUUCAAUAAAUACAACAAUAACUGUUACAAAGACAGCUUUUGGCUGUGUCUGCUGAAUGGUUGUACCAGUUUUGUGGCUGGUUUUGCAGUCUUCUCAGUGCUGGGAUUCAUGGCACACAACCAGGGGGUUUCUGUCGCCAUGGUGGCAGAGUCAGGUCCUGGCUUGGCAUUCAUCGCCUUCCCCCAAGCGGCAGCCAUGAUGCCCUUGCCUCAGCUCUGGACUGUCUGCUUCUUCGUCAUGCUACUUCUUCUGGGAAUAGACACACAGUUUGUCAUAAUGGAGGGCGUGAUCACCUCUUUCACAGACUUGUUUCCUGUUACUCUCCGAAGACCGAGAUAUCGAGAGGCAUUUGUCCUAUUCUUCUGUCUCUGUUGUUUCCUCUUGCAACUGUCUCUUAUCACGGAGGGAGGGAUCUUCGUGUUCCAACUCAUUGAUUACUAUGGCUGCAGCGGAGCAUGUGUCCUCUUUGUGGCUGUAUUUGAGUCACUGGCAGUGGGGUGGAUCUUUGGGGCAGAUCAAAUGGAGAAUGCCAUUAAAGACAUGACCUCACAGAAACCGUGUAUCCUCUUCAGACUGUGCUGGCGUUACUUAACCCCUCUGGUGUCUUUGGGUUCCUUCAUCUUACACAUGGUGGACUACAAGCCCCUCAAGUUUAACCACUGGUAUGUUUACCCAGAUUGGGCAUAUGAACUAGGCUGGACCAUGGCCCUUUCCUCUAUCCUCCUGGUGCCACUCUGGGGGAUUGGCAGAAUCUGUCUUGGCACAGGCAGCCUCAAGCAGCGUUUGGCAGUCCUUUGUCAUCCGGACGACAAACUCCCUCUGACCCAGAAGGGGAAAGGUGAAAGUAAAGAUGGACAUGAGUUGGAGAGUAUUAUGAUAUAG
Molecule: messenger RNA, 2036 nt
Organism: Esox lucius (northern pike)
Lineage: Eukaryota; Metazoa; Chordata; Actinopteri; Esociformes; Esocidae
Product: sodium- and chloride-dependent betaine transporter
Exons: 14
Coding region: 318-2036 (572 amino acids)
Biological process (GO): sodium ion transmembrane transport
Cellular component (GO): membrane
Source: RefSeq, a predicted model, not a curated record